Spea bombifrons (plains spadefoot toad) is the source of this 468-nucleotide messenger RNA. Its product is annotated as synapse differentiation-inducing gene protein 1-like. The transcript is spliced from 2 exons. The coding region runs from base 40 to 342 and encodes 100 amino acids. Gene Ontology annotation, cellular component: membrane. The record is from RefSeq and is a predicted model, not a curated record. Lineage: Eukaryota; Metazoa; Chordata; Amphibia; Anura; Pelobatidae.
GCCCCAGUGCUUGUCUUGGAAAGCGAGGGAGACGGAAAGAUGCCAGAAGAACGGUCAACCCAGAAUGCAGGCUUCGCGUAUGGAAAUGCCCAAACUCAGCCGAGGACACGCGAUUAUUUCUGGUUUUCCAUCGUGAACCUGGUCUGCUGCUGCUUUCCUCUUGGGAUUGCUGCAAUUAUAUAUUCUCGCAAGACCCGAGACGCCGUUCUGUUGAACGAUAUACCAACGGCUGCCAAACAUUCCCGCGUAACUCUGAUCCUGAACGUGGUAGCUCUGAUAUUGGGAAUUAUUUUCGCCAUUGUAUUUACCUUUAUUUAUUACAAGUUUCUGCAGGAAAAGUGAAAGUUCUUGCGAUAAUGGAACCCGUAUAUAUAGAUAUAUAUAUAUAUACAGUAUGUGUAACCUGUAUUAUUGGUCAUAUAACCAUGUGAUUUGAAAUAAAAUUUCCCAAGGGGAUUAUGAACCAAA